This is a messenger RNA of Prunus armeniaca (apricot), 1548 nucleotides long. The record is from the annotation of a GenBank genome assembly. NCBI's taxonomy places the organism in Eukaryota, Viridiplantae, Streptophyta, Magnoliopsida, Rosales, Rosaceae.
AUGUCCCCAUACCCCACAACAAAAUGGCCUUGCCGAGCGCAAACAUCGCCACGCCUUUUCGGCGGUUGUUUCGUAAUGACCCGGAUUAUUCUUUUAUCCUUACAUUUGGGUGUACAUGCUAUCCGUAUCUUGGUGCUUAUGUUUCUAACAAGUUACAACCUCAUUCUCUUGCUUGUGUUUUUCUUGGAUACAGUGCAAAUCAUCAUGGAUAUCGCUGCUAUCAUCCUCCCAUCGGCCACAUUUGGAGCCCAUUUUGCCCCUACACAGUCAGCCCAUGUGGAGCUAUCUAGUCCUAUAGCCGCCAACUUGAAUUCAUCUCCAAUCCUUUCUCUCGUUCCAGCCGACCUUGCGACCCCGACUUCACCAUCACCUGCUCUGGUCAUCACACUAGCAUCCGCACCAACCGCUGCCACCCAUCUCUCGGCACCAGCCCCCUUGGCUCCAGCACCGACCAACGCCACACCAGUCUUGGCUACAGCACAUCCCUCUUCGUCUGCUCCAGCACCAUCGCCAGCCGGCACUCCACUGCUCCCGCCUUCAGCACAGCUUCCCGACAAGCCUCUUGCUCCUCCCUCUAAUCGGACAAGCCCAGUUCACACAUGGUCCAAAUCCGGCAUCUUCAAACCCAAGUUUCGUUCUAAUUUCAUGGUUCGCUAUCCUAUUCCUUCAGCGUUCAUUGCUUUGGCUGAUUUUGAUCUUGAGCCUACAUGCUACACCCAGGCCUCUCGAUUUUCUCAUUGGCGACAAGCUAUGUAUGAUGAGUUUAAUGCGCUUCUUAAGCAGGGCACUUGGUCUUUGGCUCCCUUGCCCCCUUCUGUUCGUGCUGUCGGUUGCAAGUGGGUUUUCAAAAUCAAACGUAACUAUGAUGGAAGUAUAGAACGUUACAAGGCCCGUUUGGUGGCCAAGGGUUAUCAUCAACAACCAGGAAUUGACUAUUUUGAUACCUACAGUCCUGUUGUCAAACCCACCACUAUUCGCGCUCAGCCUCCUGGAUUUAUUGAUCCUACUCGGCCCCAACAUGUUUGCAAACUCCAUAAAGCUCUCUAUGGCCUCAAACAGGCUCCUCGUGCAUGGUUUCAGCGCCUCAGUUCUUUCCUCAUUCGUUAUGGGUUUCUCCAAAGCCGUGCCAACUCCUCAAUGUUUAUUUUUCGGAACAACUCUCACAUGAUGGUCUUACUUCUUUAUGUCAACGACAUUGUUCUCACCGGCAGUAGUACUUCUUCCCUUCUGGAUUUCAUUUGCAUCUUGGGCGCUGAAUUUGAUCUCAAAGAUCUUGGGCAACUCAAUUAUUUCCUGGGUAUGGAGGUGACUUAUUUGUCUGGUAGUAUUCAUCUCACACAGAAUAAAUAUACCAUUGAUUUACUCAAACGCAGUAACCUGUUGGAGUGGAAGCCUUGUUCCACGCCCAUGGCCUCCAAAGGCUCCCUAUCUCGCACCGCUGGUCAUCCUCUCUUUGACCUCUCCAUUUAUAGGCAGCUGGUUGGCACUCUACAGUACUUAACUCUCACUCGUCCCGACAUUGCCUACGCGGUUCAAUUUGUGUCUUAA